Ipomoea triloba (trilobed morning glory) is the source of this 1957-nucleotide messenger RNA. RefSeq names its product protein IQ-DOMAIN 1-like. The transcript is spliced from 6 exons. NCBI's taxonomy places the organism in Eukaryota, Viridiplantae, Streptophyta, Magnoliopsida, Solanales, Convolvulaceae. The record is from RefSeq and is a predicted model, not a curated record. Gene Ontology annotation, molecular function: protein binding. Bases 194 to 1639 code for a protein of 481 amino acids.
UGGUAAGAUCUCAGAUCUCUCUCUCUCUCUCUCUCUCUGCCACUGGAGUAAGGAAGAAAGCUGCUCUUUUUAUUAUCUUAUUUAUUCUUUCCUUGCAUACAAGGAAGGGAACACAAAAUAGAAGCAGCUUUGAGAUCCGAAAGAAGCUCUCUCUCACUUGCAGAACUGGAAAAUUUGGGGAAUUGAAAAAAGGAUGGGGAAGAAAGGGAGCUGGUUAUCUUCAGUAAAGAAGGCUUUCAGCCCAGAUUCUAAGAAGGCUAGUAAAUCAAAUAAGAAAAGGUUGGAGAAAGAACAGCUUCAGGUUCCAGACUCUUCAAUUUUUGAAACUCCUAUUGUAUCACUGCCGGCCCCUCCGGUUCCUCCAGUGGAAGAGGUGAAACCGACAGAAGUGGAGAAAGAGCAGACGAAGCAUGCUUACUCGGUUGCAGUUGCGACGGUGGCAGCUGCUGAAGCUGCUGUAGCGGCUGCUCAUGCUGCAGCAGAAGUUGUUAGGUUAACUGCACCAAAUCGAUUUGCUGGAAAAUCGAAGGAGGAAAUUGCUGCAAUUAGGAUUCAAACUGCAUUCCGAGGAUACUUGGCUAGGAGGGCAUUGAGAGCUUUAAGGGGGCUUGUGAGGCUAAAAUCACUUGUUGAUGGGCCAACUGUCAAACGGCAAACUGCAAAUACUCUUAAAUGCAUGCAGACUCUGUCCCGUGUGCAGUCUCAGAUUCAUUCUAGAAGGAAUAGAAUGUUGGAGGAAAAUAGAGCCCUCCAAAGACAGCUCGUGCAGAAACAUGCCAAGGAACUUGAGAACUUGAGGAGAGGGGAGGAAUGGGAUGAUAGUAUACAGUCAAAAGAGCAAGUAGAAGCAAACUUGUUGAGCAAAUAUGAAGCUGCUACGAGACGAGAAAGAGCACUAGCUUAUUCAUAUUCUCAUCAGCAAACAUGGAAGAAGUCCUCGAGGUCUCCCAAUUUAUUGUUUAUGGAUCCGACGAAUCCUCAGUGGGGUUGGAGCUGGCUAGAGAGGUGGAUGGGUGCUAGACCAUGGGAGACAGAGGGAAUGUCAGAGAAAGAGCUUAGAAAUGAUCAGUUGUCUGUGAAAGGUGCGAGCAUUAGUGUGGGAGAAAUCACUAAAUCGUUUGCUCGCCAUCAGCUAAACGCCGAACAGCCUUCCUCGCCCGCCAGCCAAAAGCCAAGUCACUCGUUGGGCCGCCAUUCCCCUGCUACUCCAGCAUCUAAACAACAAUCCCCCUCUUUAAUAUCAGCUAGAAAGCUAAAAUCGCCAAGCCCAAGAGCGAAUGCAGCAACCACUCAAGAUGAUGACACGAGAAGCGUGUUCAGUGUUCAAUCAGAGCGCAACAGGAGGAGGCAUAGCAUUGCUGGGUCAUCAGUGAGAGACGACGAGAGCUUGGCAAGCUCCCCAUCCACUGUGCCAAGCUAUAUGGCACCCACUCAUUCAGCAAAGGCCAAGACACGUUUGCAGAGCCCGUCAGACGGGGAGAAUGGAACAACAACUCCAGAAAGGGGAACUGCGGGGGCUGCAAAGAAGCGGCUUUCGUACCCACGAUCCCCUGCUAGCAGGCCAAGGCGGCAUUCAGGCCCUCCAAAAGUGGAGAACAUCUCCAUUGCUCAACCUGGUACAAAUGGCGAGAUCAAUUAAUAAUAUUCUCAAAAGCACUGCUGUGCCAAUAAGCUGUGUUUGCUGCAGAGAAUAAUGCAAGGGGGGGAAAUAACAGUGCAUUUCUCAUUGAUUUGAUUUGUCAUGCUUCAACUUCUCCACACAAUUCUUUACCUGAAGAUUGGCUCCAGAUGAAGUCAGUCAUCAGAGUUUCUUGGGGCUAGCCCUGCUAUUUGUAUCCCCUUCUCCCACUUGUUCAAAAUUGUAAUACUUGAGAAACCAUAUUUGAUUAUUUGUGAUUAUAUAUGAUUGUACUCGAACAGUCAAAAGCAGUGCUCUUCUUCAUCUUUUAUUUAUUUA